Entelurus aequoreus (snake pipefish) is the source of this 7396-nucleotide messenger RNA. RefSeq lists its product as uncharacterized. The record is from RefSeq and is a predicted model, not a curated record. Lineage: Eukaryota; Metazoa; Chordata; Actinopteri; Syngnathiformes; Syngnathidae. The transcript is spliced from 25 exons. The coding region runs from base 1 to 6876 and encodes 2291 amino acids.
AUGCCGGCCAAUUGUAAAGUGGGCGUGUCCUCGUGUGUGACCACGCCCCUCUGUCAACACGCUGCCACCAUUCAUGUCAACUGCAUCACGGAGACUUUGUUUGUCAUCCAGAGAGCGGCGAUGGCGAGGAGGACUUCCACCAAAAAGUCCCUGAAAAGUCUCUUCUCCAGGAGCGAACCCAACCUGGACGAGUCGACGACGGACAAGACGAAGAAGCCAGACGACAAAAAGCGGUUCAAGUUGCCAAAGUUGAGGAUAAAGUCGAUAGGGAGCCCCUCGUCCUUCAAGGCAUCGGGCAAAAAGCAGCAUGUGCUCAGUGCUGCUGAACCAAUUAACAGUCCGGCAGAUGGACCUGGCUGGGAUAACAAUAUCUCUGACAAGACAAGCUCUUCCAUCUAUGCCACCGCACCAAGGUCAAAGACCCAAGAAUUGAGCUACUCCGAGACAGAUCUCAGUAAGCCCAAAAGGUUUGCCACCUUUUCCUUCGGCCUUCUCAAAAAGAGGAAAAAGAAGAAAGAAGAGAAUAUAUCCAGGAGCUCUUUUGGCCUCCACAGCCCUGACGUCGAAGACUACGAUGAGAACCAUGCAGAAUUCAGUCAGGUGGAUGAGGAUCAGGCCAGAAGAAAUGCAAAGCUCAGCAUGUCCCAGCCGGUGCUCGACACCUGUGAUUCCUUCGACAUCCCUUCUCCUCCUUCUAUCCAUUCAAAGCUGUUAGAAUCCUACUUUGCUGCCUCUAACCGGACCCCUGUCACUCACACGGCCAUAGUAGAACCUCGAGAGCCUCUAACAAGCGACUCAGACUUUCUUCUGCAUCAUAAGGCUGAAACGGCACCGAUUGCAACAAUUCCUGAGAUGCAGCAAGAUGACAAAGUUCCUUCAGAGGAUAAAGACAACGUUCUUGUCAAUGACAACCAAUCUGAAUCAGUCUACGAAUCGGUGUGGGUAGAUUCUGUUUCUCCAUCUGAAGAAACAGUCCCAAAGCAGGAUCAGACUGAAUUGUCUUGCUCAGAUUACAAAGCAGUGAACAUCAACUCAUCUGCUACACACUUUGAAGAUCAGUCUGGAAACAGCAACGUAUCGAUCGCAGAACCCAUCAGUGCACCUCUUUCUUAUGAAGCAGAUGCCCCAGACGCACCUUUUGGUCAAACUCCAAAAAGUCAACCCUCCUUGGCUUAUACUGACAGGGAUGUUCCUCUGCUGGCAGAGCCUGUUGCUUACACAGAACCUGUAAUGGUACAACAAGAGGACUUAUUUCCUCACACUGAGAAAUCCAUUCCUGACUUUGCAGAAAAGGUCACAAAGCCGUCGGCUGAUGAAAAGCUUGAUCUCCCUGUCAACCGAGAUGCAGUUUAUGGAGCUUUGUACGAGUCAUUGUUCCCACAAAGUUUCACCUCUGAGAUUAUGUUUUCUCUACCGACCAAUCAUGUUGAAACCUCCCCUGGUACAAGAACAUUUAAAUCGGAACAAGUUAUGAUUGAAACCCAAAGAGAUGAACAUUACCCCAGGCUGUCAACUUCAAGUGUCACCGAUAGAAUAGAUAAUGCGAUCACGGUUUUCAAUGAGCCGUUCUCCCGCCAGAGGUUUUCCUCUUACAAUACCCCUACAGCCUCCGAGGCUCAAAUGACCACAAAUAUCCCCCACAGCUCUUCCUCUUCUUAUUCCUAUUCGGAAGUAGUUGACAACAACCCUUAUCCAGUCCACAUCCAUGCAGACAUCAACUCAAUCAGCUUCAGUCCUUUUGAAGACAAACUUUUUGCUUCAAACUCUGCCCCUCCUGUUUCUGACCAAGUAUCAUCCCAAGGGACAGACACUCAGGUUACCGACUCACUAGGAAGGGCGAUUCUAGUCAAAGAAAUAGUCUCCAACAGGAAUAGCGCAGACUCUGGUCCUUCCUCAUCGAUGUCAAAUGACAUGACCACAGAGAAAGGUCUUAGAAAGAAAAUGGACACAGCAGAUAGUCCUCCUGAACUCACAGAGGGUUAUACUGUUCCUAGCAGCCCCGUGUAUCUGAGCGUUGGAUCGGAUGUUGGGAGUGCCAUGGACAUUUAUUACAGCGCAGAGGAGGACAGCUUGGACAGUUUGGAUGAGCAGACGUACAUUAUGGAUAGAAUAGAAGAACGUUUUCUGGGACCCUCAAGAGUCACUAAAUUUGAGGAGUACCCACUGGAGAAGGAGACCGAAAGGACCAGGGAUAAUGUGGAGCUACAUGGGGGAAACAAGGAGACGGAAGAGGUUUGUGAUCUCCAGGUUGAUAUGCAUCAAUUACUAAUAAUCCAGAGGGAUGAAUUUCAAGUGCCAGAAACAGGUGGAACCGAGUUUUUUAAAGCUAAAGACGAAAGUAUUGAGGGGACACAGUUUGCUGCCAAAGCACUGCCGCCGAUAAAAGAAGAGGAGUUACUGGUCCAUCCGGUUCUGCAGGUGAAAACACAGAUGGUAUGUGAGUUUGCUGCACCCUCCAGUCACCCGCAGGGGGAGGGGACUCGUGGAAACUGGAUCGAGGUCAUUGACACAGCAGGGACGAAGCCCCCAAGUCGGGACUUACAGUAUCUGCCAGAUAAAGAUAUGCAAAGUAAGAAUGUAUUUAGGACCGACGUGAACGAGGAAGACUUAAGGACAUCUGAAUUUAAAGAGAAAGAAGAAAGACUUUCACCAACCGUUGAAAAAAAGACCCCCGAUACCACACGUGUGGAAAGAGCCAUCACAGAGAUCUUCAUCACGAGCACGUUGAUGCACAAUGCUGAGCUGCAAUCAGCAGCCAUUGCAGUCGAGCACAAAAGGGCUCAACAGGAGCGCGAGUGGGUGGAUACCAUUUCUGAGAGCGCAGAGGGAAACUUGGCAAGGCAAGAACAGGUGGCAGUAGAGCUGUCAGACCUCAAAGCUAACACACACCCGCCUGAUAGGGAAGCUCCAGAGACUCUUUUGGAGAGACGGCAGCAUCCGCCAGACGUCCCGGCUGAUCUCAAACAAAGGUGCCUCGCAGCCGCCUCGGAAACCUCUACUUCCGAAGAACCCAAGACAAACGCCGACCAAGAAUCCGAUGACAAAAUGAAUACAGGCUACAGCAGCCUGAGCACCACACUCUCCAUGAGAAAUGUGCCUCCAGAUCAACUUAACGAAUCUCGUUACGGAAUCCGUAAAGUAUCCCUGGUGCGUGAGACUGGCAAUGCCGCCACACAGGGUAGUGUGGACUUCAACAGAGCAGAGUCAAAUGGGACAAGUCUUGGCUCAGAGUAUGACUGGAAGAAUUCAACUGAUAGUGCCUCCAGAUAUGCAUCUAAAAGAGAAGAACCAUUUGACACUCUGAAAUACAGACUGUCUGACACCUCCUCCAGCAUCUACUCCUCCUCUGUCUUCCCUGAGGCCACGUCAUACAGCUACACUGGCAGCAAAACUCAGAGCGAGCUGGCCAGAGAGCCGGAAGGUGACUGGGGGCGGAGCUCUUUGAGACGGGAGGAGUCUUCUGCAGCUGCAGACGACCCAGACGCAUCCUGUUUUACUGGAGUCUUUAAGGCCACGCUCGUGGAGCUCGACGACCCGGCGGCCUCCUACACGCCCCCGGCCUCCCCCGACACAGACGCAUCCCACCAGUACGACAUGGAGACCCUGAAGGACACGCUGAAGAGCAUGGGGCCCCAGCUGAGGCCGAGGGGCAUGAGUAUGCGGGGACCGCCGCCGGUCCUCCAUUCCGCUCUGCCCCCGAUUGGCGAAGAGGUCCCCAGCCCCGUCACCUCUGACGUCUCCAGUCCCACGAAUAAGAUGCAGGCCGGCACAACUGCUGAGGCCCUCAAUGGAAUUUACACUCUACCUCCUAACCUGGGCCUGAAGAAAAGCUCCACUAGAGACACACGAUCACCAAUGGAGUUAAUGAAGAAGGAUCUGCCUGGGACGAGAGCCGCGCCCAUCAGCCCCAACCGAGCAUCAGCCACCAGAAGUGUUGUCAUGAGGCAAUCCUCCAACACUUCCGACGAUUCCAACGGACAAUCUGCAGGCUCUCGCCUGGACACCAGCGUCAUCUUCGCCAAUUACCGCUCUUCCUCUAUGGAUCACCAACAGGAAAACGGCAAAGUCCAUCAACCAGUGGCCCGCACCGGUUCCAUGCCAAGUUUUGGCUCGUCCAGUCUACUUAAGGAGCUCAGUGAAGUCAACACCACAACAGACUCACCGGGUUCUCGCUUUGAACGCGUAUCUUUCCUCAUGAGCUCCACACCCUCGUCAGGCUUCUCGGCUGGAGCUGAUGACCUCAGCAGUCGCUUGGGUCGGCCAUCGCUGCAAAGCAGCACCACGCCACCUUCCAGCAGCCUCAUCAGCCCCUCCACUUCCUUGGAACAUCACAGGUUGUUCCCCACCACAGAGUCCUCCGUAUCUAAGUUUGGGCAGACUUUGGGUCAGGGGAUGGGACCCAAUGCACUGGGCACCCAGGCACUGAGCACCCAUGCACUGAGCACCCAUGCACUGGGCACCCAUGCACUGAGCACCCAUGCACUGGGCACCCAUGCACUGAGCACCCAUGCACUGAGCACCCAUGUACUGAGCACCCCUACUCUGCAGAGGAGCUUCAGUCAGGAUUCCAUCCCAGUGGGCACCCAGAAGAACUUGCCGACCCAAAACAACCUGUCCAGGGGGUCUCAAGUCCAGGCACCUGAGCCAGAGAGGCACGUAAAAUACAGAGCCUUCCCAGAUGCCUAUCUCACCAAAGAAAAGGAACAUGGCAAGCUCAACCCUCGACCCGGAAAGAUGUAUAUUUUCGACCGGCCUGGCUUGUGUGGCCAGAGGAUCGAGCUGCAUAGCGAUGUUGUGGACGCUACAUCUUGGGACCUGCAGGAGACCAUCUCCAUCAGGGUGGUCAGAGGAGGCUGGGUGUUGUACGAGAAGCGUAACUUUAAAGGGGAGAAGAUCGCCCUGGAUGAGGGCGACAUAGAGCUCACGUGCCCCUUCAAUCCCCCCGAGGAGGAGCAGGUGAAUGGAGAGAAGCAGCAGAACGGGGAGCAGAAGGACGAAACCAGUGAGGAGCAGACGGAAGCGAAGCCGGCCAAGAAGUUCAUCAUCGGGUCUGUUCGAAGAGCUGUGAGGGACUACAGCGUGCCGGAAAUCAGCCUCUUCCCAGACGUGAACGCAGAAGGCAAGAAGGUGAUCUUUCGAGAUACGUCUGAAGAUGCGAGAAUUUUUGGUUUCCCCAUCAAGGCCAACUCCAUCAUCAUAAACGCCGGACUAUGGCUUGUAUUCGCCAAGCCCUUCUUUGAGGGGGUGCCGCGCGUCCUGGAGGUCGGGGGGUAUUCCAAUCCUGAAGCGUGGGGCGUGGAACAGCCCUAUGUGGGGUCAUUGCAUCCGCUCAAAGUCGGUGAGCCCAGGGUGGAAAAUAUCAGCGAACCAAAGAUCGAGAUCUUCGAAAGGUCGUACUUCACCGGCAGAUCAAGGGUCAUCACCGCCAACAUGAAAGAUUUCAUGACCCGACUGGACAAGCAUCAGAGUGCCUUCAUGUACACGACGGGGUCCCUCAAAGUACACGGAGGAAUCUGGGUGGGCUAUGAGAAGGAGGGCUUCAGGGGGAACCAGUACUUGCUGGAGGAGGGCGAGUACCACGACUGGAGGGUGUGGGGAGGCUCCAACCCCGAGCUGCGCUCCGUUAGGGUCAUACAAGCUGACCUGAGCGAGCCCUUAAUGGUGAUGUUCGAGCAGCCGGAGGAAGAGCAGGGUGCCGGCGAGCAGGAGGAGAACACCUUCGAGGUGACGGAGGCCAUCCCGGACGUGGAGCUGUUUGGCUACAAGUCCAACACCCGUUCCAUCCAAGUCUACAGCGGGGCGUGGGUGGCCUACUCCCAUGUGGACUUCUCCGGUAGCCAGUACAUCCUGGAGAAAGGCUUCUAUAGUAAUUCUGCCGACUGGGGUUCUCCGGACACUCGCAUCUGCUCCGUGCAGCCAAUUCAGCUGGCUCCAACUGAUGGUAACAGGACCAGGAAAGAGAUACUAUUGUACUCCGAGCCGGACUACAAGGGCGACUGUCUUGUCUUCAGCUACAAACAGGAUGCGGAAACGGAAAACUUCCAGACCAAGUCGUGCAGAGUGGUGGGAGGGAGCUGGGUUGUGUAUGAGAAUAAAGACUACAGCGGGGUCAUGUAUGUCCUAUCAGAAGGGGGCUACACCUCGUUAGCGAGCAUGGGCUGCACAUCCAGCACCUUCAUCCGCUCCGUCAAGGCCGUGCCAAUGACCUUCUCAGUCCCCUCCAUCUCGCUGUUUGGCCUGGAGGGUCUGGAGGGGAGGGAGAUCUCCACAGACUCGGAGCUCCUCAGCAUGGUGGGAGAAGGCUUCAAUGAUCACAUCCUGUCCGUCAGAGUCAACAGUGGCUGGUGGGUGCUAUGUGAGUUCAGCAACUACAGGGGGCGUCAAUUCCUCUUGGAACCGAUCGAAAUUACCAACUGGCCCAAGUUCAGCUCCCUGCAGACCGUGGGCUCCAUGUAUCCUGUCAAACAGAAGCGGCAGUUUUUCCACAUCAAAAAUGUGGACAGCGGCCACUUCAUGUCCAUCCAGGGAGGCGUGGAGGAGAUGAAAUCUGGACGGGUGGUGGUCUUGCCGGAAGCGGAGCCCAUGAGUGACAUCUGGUUCUAUCAGGAUGGAUUGAUCAAAAAUAAGAUGUCCUCAGUAAUGAGCCUCCAGGUGAUAGGCACGAUUGAACAAGGAGCCAAGUUGGUUUUAUGGAACGAUACACGGCAGCGUCCUCAGACCUGGGUGGCCCAAAUGAGAGGCCCCAUCACCAGCAUCACUUUCCCUGGCAUGGUCAUGGAUGUUAAAGGCGGAAAUACCUACGACAAGGACUAUGUUGUGAUUAUGCCCGAGGGUGAGAGGCAAAGCCAAAAUUGGGAGAUCGUACUGCUGAAUUAAAACCCUCCCAAAUAUGCUGCUCACCUGUAUCCUGACAACGCUUCGUAUCCUUCGCCCUGGUCUUAUUAUUAGGAACCAGGAGCCAUCGCUCGCGUACCUGCCUUAAACAUUUAACCCAAUGUGAAAGUCCAUAACUAUUUUUUAUAGUAAUAUAUGCAUCAUGUGUGAGGACACGCCCUGAAAUUCCUCCUUUGUAUUUACUUUGACCUGCAGAAAUAUAAUCAGACUUACUUACUUUGAUGCUUGCAGUUUACAAACCGUACACAUAUUUAAGUUGCCGACUAACGCUUGAAUGGGUGGAUAAAUAAAGCCAAAGAAUGUACGGUAUAUGCAAAAAAAAUAAAAAUUAAGCUAUUUUUAUAUACAUAUUGUAUGUUUUUCUCGUUGCAGUAUUGCAUGGGAAGUGUAUGACCAGUUUCUAUCAAGUGUUAAAAAUAAAGUGUAUGUCAUUGUUUGAUAUGUAAUAAUAAUAUAUGUAGAGGGUGUGGUUUUAAAAGUGCCUAAUAAAAAAAUAUGUCAA